This is a messenger RNA of Microplitis mediator, 3542 nucleotides long. Its product is annotated as NECAP-like protein CG9132. Gene Ontology annotation, cellular component: membrane; clathrin vesicle coat. Bases 247 to 993 code for a protein of 248 amino acids. The transcript is spliced from 3 exons. The record is from RefSeq and is a predicted model, not a curated record. Gene Ontology annotation, biological process: endocytosis. NCBI's taxonomy places the organism in Eukaryota, Metazoa, Arthropoda, Insecta, Hymenoptera, Braconidae.
UUAGACACAGACGAUGUCAUUGUUUAUUUUUUUUUAUCAUUAUCUGUUGUUAGAGAGAAGAAAAAGAGGCGUGAUUGCAGAUAAAAGUUAUCGAAUCACGUCGGAAGUGUGUGAUUGUGUCUGUGUACAUAAAACCAAUACAACUAAAUAGUUUAUGAGUUGUCAAAUAUCGUACUCGUGUCAUACUCAUCACUUUAAAAUCAUACUAUUUUCUAUAAAACAAUUAAACAAUUUUAUUUAAACAUUAUGGAGUCUUACGAGAGUGUGCUUUUAGUUAAAUCCGAGGUUUUUGUAUUUAAAAUUCCUCCAAGGGCAUCCAAUCGAGGUCACAGAGCAGCAGAUUGGAAUCUCCAAGAGCCAUCAUGGACAGGAAGGAUGCGUUUGGUAUCUCAAGGUGAUACGAUAACGAUUAAACUAGAGGAUAAAAUGAGUGGGGAAUUAUUUGCCAAGUGUCCUAUUGACACUUAUCCUGGUGCAGCUGUUGAACCAGUAACUGAUUCAUCGCGUUACUUUGUGCUGAAAAUCCAAGAUGACAAUGGCAGAGCAGCUUUCAUUGGUGUAGGAUUUUUAGAUAGAUCUGACAGUUUUGAUCUCAACGUUGCUCUGCAGGAUCACUUUAAGUGGCUAAAAAAUCGUGAACAAAUUGAAAAAGAAAAAGAGCAACCUAAACCUGAACUAGAUCUCAGGUUCAAAGAGGGAGAAACUAUUAAAAUAAAUAUGAAAAUCACCAAAAAAGAUGGUAGUGAAGUUUCAUCAAAGUCAAAGCGUCCUCAAGUAGGAUUAGGUCUUCCCCCACCUCCAGGAGGUGUCAAAAUAGCACCACCACCACCAAAAACUCCAACUUCCUCACCGGCUCAUAAACCAGCCGGAAAUGCACAACCAGGUUCUGAAUGGGGUGAAUUUGCUAGUGCAUCACAACAACAACAGCAGCAGCAACAGCCAUCAGCUGCAUCUCCAGGUUCCGCUUCCAAUGCCAGUUGGGUACAGUUUUAAUAAUUCCAAUGUACUAACAAAACAUCGUAACUAAUGACAAAAUAUUAUAACAACGCGAACGUUAUCUAACGCUAAAAAAUACACAUGUGUGUUACACACUAAUAGAAAUAUCCAGUACAUUAAAACGUGUUCGCUAGUUGAUGUAUAUACUUAUUAUAUAUUAGCGAGGGAAUAACGAUUUACGAUAUGCGUACUUUUUUUUUAUUGGAUUGGGUACAGAUUGACGAUAAACUUGCAUAGUUUGAAUUUAAUUAUCAAUCAACUAUCUACUUAGUUAAUUAACUAAUUAAAUAAUUAUUGUUAUUAUAAUUAUUAUUUUUUUAUUAUUGUUGUUGUGAGCAUGACAAUAAUUAUUUACGUCCAUGUUGUGCAUUUUUGAUAAAGAGUUAUCAGUAUUAGUUUUAAUUAAUGUUUUAAUGAACAAGAGAGUAGAGAAGGAUAUCGAUCUAUUGAUUGCAUUAGUUUUAAUUAUUUUACGUCCGUAUUUUUUUUUUAAUUAUUACAUUGUUGAAUGUAUUGUUAAAGAGACAUGCAUGUGUGUCGAGAUAAUUAAAAAGACGUAUAAUUAUUAUAUUAAAUUUACUGUACCCAGUCUAAUUGCUGUGAAAUAAUGUUGUAUGUAAGAACUAAAACUUUUUCUCAUUGCGCAAAUUUACAUUUUAUUUAAAUUAAGUUAUUACUAAUUAUUAUUUUAUUUUAUUUCCGGUGAUUAAAGACUUCUUUUUUUUUUAUUUUUUAUGGUUUAAUUUUUAACGAACAAAAAUAUGAUCUUGAAGUCAGCAGACAAUUUACAAUUUUCGGAUUUUUUUUUCAACAAAUAAAUUACAAAAAAACGAAAACUAAAAUAUGCACAUGUAGAAAAUUAAAAAAACUAUAGGCGCAAUUUUUUGAAAUAUUUUUUUUUUAUUAAUUAUCGUUUUUAAAAAAAUCCAAAAAUUAUUAGAAGUCAGCUGAUUUACGAUCUUGAAGUUAGCAGACAAUUAAAAAUUUUUGGAUUUUUUUUAACAAUUAAAUUUGGAGAAAAAAAAAAAACUAAAAAUAUGCACAUGUAGAAAAUUUAAAAGACUAUGAGUGCAAUUUUUUAAAAUAUUUUUUUUUUAUAAUUUCUCGCUUAAAAAAAAUCCAAAAAUUAUUAGACGUCGGCUGAUUUUAGUAUCAGACAAAAAUUUAUUUCGUAUUUUUUUUUUUUUUUUUAAAUGAUUGAAGGGAAAGAGAACGUGAUUGCAUUGAAAUUAGAUUGAGUAGAUAACACACGUCGUAGGGCCUCAGUGAAAACUGGCACUUGUACAUAAAUAAAUUAGAAGCAGUAAUUAGCUUCUAGAUAAAAGCCUAAUAAAAUAAAAAAACAUACAAAGAAAAAUAUAAAAAAAAAAAAAAACAAACAAACAAAAUGUAAGUUAUGUUAAAUUUAAAAUCUUAAUCUCAAUCAAUAGUUAUUAUAAUUAUUGUUAUAUUUUAUUUUCAAUAUGCAACGUAAUAGUAAAGAAAAAGUUAAAUAUUAGAUAUAUAUUUUGAAAGCGCAUGCUUAGGUUUUGCCAAUGCAAAAAAUACUUUGAUUUUUUUGUAAAUAUGAUGUAAUAUUUCAUUGCACUUGAAUUUAUUUUAUAUUAUUAUUAAUAUUAUCGCGAAUUAUAUUGUUGAUUAUGAUGACGAACGUAAUUAUAAUUAUAAUUAUGAUUAAUAAAUUAGUAUAAUAGAUCAGAGGUUGCGUGAUAGGAUCGUGAAUUACUAAUUUAUUUUUCUAAUUAAAAAACUUCGAGCAGUAAAAAAAAUAAUUAUCGGAAGCAAUAAAUCUUUUGUUGAAAUUUAAAAAAUCAAAAUAUAUUUUGAUUGAUUUGGAAUUAAUAUAUAAAUUAAAUAAUACUUUAAAUAUAAAAUAAAAUAUUUUAAUAUUUUAAAAUUAAAUGAAUAAAGUUUUCAAAACAAUUAACUUACUGUUCGAUGAAAAUUAAAAAUACUUAAAUUGAUAGUGCAAUUAAACAAGAUAAAAAAAAAAGAGAUAUUGGAUUAUCAUUAAAAAAUAAUGACCGGCAGUUCACAAAAUGUUAUAUCAUUCUCAUGUAUAUUAUUUUCGAAUAAACAAAACGAAAUAUUUAAAUAACAACUUUAUCAUUAAUAAAUUAUUUAAUUAUUAUUUAAAUCAUCACCUUCCUCAUAUCUUUAAAUAAAAAAAAAACUGUCUAUUUAAAACAGUAAUUAAAAAUUAAAAAAAAAUGUAUUGUAAAAUUAAAUAAAUAGAAAUAUUUUUGUUAAUUGAAAUACAAAAUAAAUGCCCCCAUAUCAUAUAUCCUAUUUUUGAAUCGAUAAAUUAUUAGAUCGUCACUAAUGUUGAAUAAUGAGCUUAACAAAUAUAUUAAUGGCAUAGCCAAUACUUUGUGUAUGUAAAUAGAUUUAAUCGAUCUCGUUCAAAAUAAUUAAAAUAAACUAGUAUCAAAUACUGUCAGUUAAUCAACGAUACACAUAAAGUGUACAAUUUAAAAAAAUAUAUAUAUAUUUAUCGUCUAUGAGAUUAUAUAUUUAGAGAUGUAUAAAUAAUCAAGUAAAUGGAA